Molecule: messenger RNA, 3067 nt
Organism: Petromyzon marinus (sea lamprey)
Lineage: Eukaryota; Metazoa; Chordata; Hyperoartia; Petromyzontiformes; Petromyzontidae
Source: RefSeq, a predicted model, not a curated record
CACACGCACACACACGCACACACACGCACCCACACGCACGCUACACCGUCCAACCAGUGUCCCUACUCUCUUGGAGGAACAGCAGCAGCAGCAGCAGCCUCACACAGAGCGCGCGACACGGAGCCACGCGGUCCACUCUGAGCGUGGGGCAGGAGGAGGAGGGUGCAGGGGGAGGAAGGUGAUGAUGGCAGGAGGAGGAGGAGGAGCAGGGACUCGUACUCGACGAGAGCCGUGAGUCCGCGAGGCUGCGCGGGGGACAGAGAGAGAGAGCGAGAAAGAGGAAUGAAAAGAUAGGCGGAGAGAGAGAGAGACGGAGAGAGAGAGAGAGACGGAGAGGGGGGGCUUAUCUCGUGGUGUCAGUGGGGCGACGCUGAUCUCGCCGGCCAGGGCAGCUGCCUCUGCCUCCUCCUGCAGAACGCAGGCGGCCACGUGAGUCGCGUGGCCAGGGACGGAGCAGGCGAGCGAGCAAGAGAGGGGUGGGAGGGAGAGGGGUGGGGGUGGAUCAUGAUCGCCACGGGGGGAGUCCUCCGCGGCAUCGUCGCUACUCGCCAAAGGCAGGAGGCGAGCGGCGGAAGCCUCCACUCGUCCGAGCGCCGAGACUCGCAGCGCCGGCGCGCCAGGAGACAGCGGCGGGCGAGGCGCCUGGCCCGGCGGAGGCGGCCGGCGGACGCCGUGGUGGUGCGGGGCAAGGUGCAGAUGUGCUCCCUCUCCGGCGUCGUGGUGUGCCUGGGCCUCCUGGUGCUGCUCGUGGGCAUCACCAUGACGGUCAUGGGAUACUGGCCUCGCAGGAGGCCUCCGGGGGCCGCCUUCGAACCUCCUGGAGAAGGGAACGGCUCCGCCUUCCAACAGCAGCAGCAGCAGCAGCGGCGGUGGUGGCAUCAUCAUCAGCAGCAGCAUUAUCAGCAGCAGGAAGAACAGCAGCAGGAAGAUCAGCAGCAGGAAGAACAGCAUCAAGAAGAACAGCAGCAGGAAGAUAAUCAGCAGCAGCAGUUGAGGCUUCCGGCCCGUGGCUCCGUGGUCGCGUUCGUGGUGAGGCAUCUUCUGCACUCGGAGCGCAUGAAGUUGCUGGGGCCGCUGCUCAUGGGCGUGGGAAUCUUCGUGUUCAUCUGCGCCAACGCGGUGCUGCACGAGAACCGCGACCGCGAGACGCGGAUCAUCCACCUGCGGGACAUCUACUCCACCGUCAUCGACGUGAACGUCAUGCACGCCAAGCAGGCGAGGGACGCGCUCUCGGGCUACGAGCCCUGGCGAGGGCAAGGGCCCGGGCAGCUACAGGAGGAGCAGCAGGAGGAGGAGAGGCAGAGCGACGGGCAGGGAGGAGGAGGAUUCGUCACGCGGCGUGGUGGCUCGGGACAGGCCCUGGCUGGAGGUGUCGAUCUGAGCGCGCAGCCACCGGGCAGCCGGAGCGAGACGGCGCCACGUGGGGGCCACACGACGGCGCCGAGGCCGUUCGCCCAAAGUCUGGCGACCGCCUCCUUCCGGAACUCCGUGGAGGCCGGGCUUUGGGCACCACGCGGAGGGCGCGUGGAGGGGAGGGGGGCGAGCAGGCGAGGCGAGUGCGGAGCGCGUUCCAUCGUCUCGCCGUCGGUGAGCGCCUUCACGCUCCCCAUCAUCAAGCUCAACAACUGCGUCAUCGAGGAGGGGGAGGCGGCCGAGCGCGCCGCCGCCGCCGCCGCCGCCGGGGCUCCCGCGUCGAGGUCGUCGCCCUCGCUCGUGGAGCUGUCGAUCGUGCGCGCGUCCGCGGGCGCCUUCCUCCCCUCCCACCCCGAGUGCCUCCUGCGCGGCCACCACAGCGACGACGGCGACGACCACGGCGAGGACGGCCACGGGGAGGAGGAGGAAGAGGAGGAGAUGGGGUCGCAGGACAACCCCGAGGACGAGCUGCUCCACAGCCGCGCCGAGCAGAGGAGAGCGGCUCCCCCCACUUCCGCCUCCUCCUCCGCGGAGUCGAGAGCGUCGCUCUCCCCAGCCGUCGCGUUCCUCGGGAAGCUGCUGUCGCCUGCCCUCGCCAGGAGGCGUCCCCCUCAUCCUCCUCCUGCUGCUGCCCUUCCUGCUCCUCCUGCUGCUGCCCCUCGUGCCUUCUCGGACGCAGCGCGGCGCUCACGACGCAGAAGUUCGAGCGACAGAGACACGGGCAGCGGCAACAGCGCGGCGUGCGCGGUGGUGUCCGGGCAGUCCAAGUCUCUGGACCUGUGCGAGCGAGAUGCCUUCCACACUUGCUCGGGCCAACCUCAAGAGCCCCACCACCACCAGCAGCAGCAGCAGAAGGUGAAGCAUCCAAGCUGGCCACGUUUGCAAGAACGCGCUGCGUCUUGUGGUGGAGCGGCAGCAGAGGGAGGAGGUGGACAAGGUGGUGGUAGCGGAGGAGGUGGUGGUAGACGAGGUGGUGGUGGUGGUGGUGGUAAGGCAUCGUCGGGGUACGUGAAGCUACAAGGGGCCGAUGCGUGGGGCGAGGACGACGCCGAGGCGGUGCCGGCGGCGGUGGGGUGGAGGCGCGCGUGCGAGCGCAGCCGCGGCAGCGCGGCGGCCGUGAUGAGCCGCUCGCACAGCAACUUCAGCUUCGAGCUCGAGGAGACGGCGGAGAGGGGAGCGGAGCGCAGGGACACCUCGGAGUCCACCUUCUGACGCGGAGCGGACUCGAAGCGACCCUCCGCUCGCUCGCUCGCUCCGCGUGCGCGUUCACUCAUCCCAAAUUCUCGCGGGUGAUCCUUCCACCCCAGAGGUUUAUCCAGGGAGAGAGAGAGAGAGAGGGAGAGAGGUGACUGUGGACUGCUGCGACGGAUUUGUAAAUCCCCGCGCGAUUAAUCGGAACCAGAAGCGUAUUUCGCACUGAUUAAAGCCCGUAGAGCUAAGAAGCUCUUUGUUGACCCCAGCCCAACGCACGGCUACCCCCCACGUGCGCGGCCGACAUCCCUCCGCUCAGAUACAAAUCAAGUGUAAACGCGCUGCACGCGCACGAUGAUUGGUGAACACGAUUUUUUAAACAGCGCCCCCAUUCAAACAUUGAAAUGGUAUUGUGUGUGUGCGUGUGUGUGUGCGUGUGUGCGUGCGUGUGUGCAUGUGUGCG